Molecule: messenger RNA, 1215 nt
Organism: Pseudovirgaria hyperparasitica
Lineage: Eukaryota; Fungi; Ascomycota; Dothideomycetes; Acrospermales; Acrospermaceae
Exons: 2
Coding region: 1-1215 (404 amino acids)
Biological process (GO): protein autoubiquitination; proteasome-mediated ubiquitin-dependent protein catabolic process; protein monoubiquitination
Cellular component (GO): ubiquitin ligase complex; nucleus; cytosol
Molecular function (GO): ubiquitin protein ligase activity; cyclin binding; ubiquitin conjugating enzyme binding
Source: RefSeq, a predicted model, not a curated record
AUGACCUCUGAACCUAUCGUCCAGCUGUAUGCGGAGCAUCUGCUCAACAUUCGCACACUUACUCUCACCGCUUCCUUGUCGACAGAAAGUACUCCGCUAACCAAGGCGAAGAUCUCAGCUGAUGCUACAACCCUCACGCUCAGUCAUGAAGAGGUUUCUGCCACCAUUCAUCUCCCGAAAGCAAUCGAAGGCGGUGCAAAUGCCGUUCUCGAGCUUCCAAAACAGGCGACGAAAGAUUUACAGCUACGCCUGAUGCUUGAAGAGCACAACCAUAGGAGUCAUCUUAUCAAAGACUCUCCCGCCAAGAAUGGUGCACUCCAGGAAGACAAUUGGGUGCCGUGGUCAGCUCCGAGUCUUGUGAGGAGACGAGGCAAGUUCAGCUGUCGGAACUGUGGAACCGCUGUCCUGAACAACUCGCCAUCUUCCGGGAGCGUGAAGAGUAUAGCACCGCCUGAGGAUACUAUCACUCUCUGGAAAGACUUACCAAACGAAAACUGGGCAGAGAUGAUGGACUUCUGGCAUUGUCACAAGCCUGACACUGAGGACGGAAUUCACGACGAAGCUGUUCACACCAAGGGAUAUGCGGCAGGUAGCAAAAUCCAAGCCAUUGGAGGUAUGGGUUUCGUAGAUAUCGCAUACUUCCUACUCGCCAGUGACGACUGUCGUUCUAUCAAGACUAAGCCCGACAACACAUUACAUUGUAAGCAAUGCGCAGCCGAAGUCGGCAUGGUAGACGAGCGAGCGGAUGGAUAUCGUGUCUGGAAAUGGGCCCUCUCCUACAUGCCAUUCGACACCAAUCUCCCGCCAGGCAAUCAUGCCAUAGUGAAAUGGAUCUCGGCACUCUUUCUCUUCACGAUUGAAAACCAAGGCGUUCGCAAAAUAGCUGUACACGACACAGCCAAUACUUCAAUGUCUGGCUUGCUCCUUUGGAUCUUCACGCCAGACUUAACAUUCUCAUCUUCAUAUCAACCCCCAAAUUCUGAACGCCUGGAUCCCACCCGCGCGAUGAAGGUAUUCUGGCAGGAUUUUGUCACUCAGACUGGAGAGGACGUCGAGAGUACGUCGGUCGAAGAAGUCAGAAUCCCAUCGAGAUUAUAUGUGGAGCUGCAAGGCGCGCUAGAAGAAAGCAAAAACAUUCUCCCAGUGAAGAGUCAGGUCUUUCGUGGUUGGAACGUCGCGCUGCUUCCAAGAUUUCAAGGUAACGAAAUAGAUUGA